AUCUGGUGGGGAUAGAAAGGAAAGAGGUACGCUUAUAUAGUUAUCAUCAGUGGUAAUUACCUUGUUGACUACAAAUAGUUACAAGUUACAAGCCAUAAAAAUGAUUGAUUAUUUGAUUUAAUAAUAGUGGCUUGAAUGCAUUCACAGAUCACUAUACUAAUGGAGAGACUGACUUUAACAAUAUGGUUGGAUGAACUGUGUGACGCAACUGAUUGUUUCGCUGUCGACAAUGCCAUUGGGGUAGGAAAGAUGGGAAUGAUGUACCAAGGAUUUCUUCCUAAUGGUCAGUUACUGGCUAUUAAGAGAAUAUUUGACUCUCGGCUAUUUAAAAGGCAGUUCCUUUUGGAAACAACGAUUUUGUGUAAGUACAGACAAAAAAAUAUAGUUCCCCUGCUUGGGUUCUGCAUUAAAGGAAAGGAACAGGUUUUAGCAUAUGCAUACAUGUCAAAUGGAAGGCUUUCCAAAUGGUUGCAUCCUUCGGAAAGUGAAGUCAUAAGAUUGAAAUGGCAUCAAAGGGUCAACAUUGCACUUGGAAUAGCAAGAGGGUUAUCAUGGCUGCAUCAUAGCUGUGAUUUGGGCAUAGUGCAUUUUAAUAUAUGUUCAGAAUGCAUAUUGCUAGAUGAGAAUUUUGAACCCAAAAUAUCCAAUUUUGGAGAGGCCAAAUUUAUGAAUCCCAACAUUGAAGAUCAUCUUGGCAUGAUGUUUAAGGUGGACGACGGGAAGAAGGAUGUCUACGACUUUGGAAGUGUGCUUUUUGAAUUGAUGACAGGGAAAACAUAUAAUGAAUUGUCGCGUUCAUCUGACACUACUAAUCUAUGUGGUAACCCUUUGAGUUUUUAUAACGUCAUUGAUAAAUCUUUGACCGGGGAAGGACUUGAAAAUGAAGUUUGUACUCUCAUUAAGAUUGCCUGUGAGUGUGUUCACCCUUUUCCAGACCAAAGGCCAACAAUGCUUGAAGUUUACAACAAUAUGAGCAAUGUAAGGAAGGGACAAAAUAGCUCUGUUAAUAAUUCUGACAGAUUAAGGGGAUUAGAAUAUGCUACUUCAAUUACUAUAGACGAAAUUGUUGAGUUUAAAUAAUAAGAUCAGGUGUACGCAUCCAUAGGUUUUGUUAUAUCGGAGAAAAAAAUAAUGUUACGACUCUCUGUAUCAUUGUAAUAAAAAGUUGUAUUGCUCUCCUGAAAAAAUAAAAAGUUGAACAGCUA
Messenger RNA from Medicago truncatula (barrel medic), 1205 nucleotides. RefSeq names its product probably inactive leucine-rich repeat receptor-like protein kinase At5g48380. Lineage: Eukaryota; Viridiplantae; Streptophyta; Magnoliopsida; Fabales; Fabaceae. Gene Ontology annotation, molecular function: protein kinase activity; ATP binding. Gene Ontology annotation, biological process: protein phosphorylation. The transcript has a single exon. Bases 136 to 1080 code for a protein of 314 amino acids. The record is from RefSeq and is a predicted model, not a curated record.